This is a messenger RNA of Eruca vesicaria subsp. sativa (arugula), 552 nucleotides long. The record is from the annotation of a GenBank genome assembly. NCBI's taxonomy places the organism in Eukaryota, Viridiplantae, Streptophyta, Magnoliopsida, Brassicales, Brassicaceae.
AUUGAUUGUGAAACAAGAAGAGACGUUAAGAGUGAACAUCGAACCAGGAUGGAAGAAAGGGACCAAGAUAACAUUUGAAGGAGUAGGGAACGAGAAACCUGGCUACCUCCCUGAAGACAUCAUAUUCGUGGUUGAAGAGAAGAGACACCCUUUGUUCAAAAGCCGUGGAGAUGACUUAGAGAUUGCGGUCGAGAUUCCUCUUCUCAAGGCUUUAACGGGGUGUAAACUCUCUGUGCCGCUACUGACUGGAGAAGUGAUCUAUCAUGGAUUUGAGAAGGUGAUUAAAGGUCAAGGUUUGCCAAAUGGUAAAGAAGAUGAUGGUAAACGUGGGGAUUUGAUAAUAACGUUUUUAGUGAGUUUCCCUAAAGAGUUGAGUGAAGAACACAGAUCAAUGGCCUAUGAGGUUUUGAAAGAUUGUUCUUGGGCAUAAACAAUGGUUGGUGAUUAUGGGGUCCGUUUCAUUCACUUCAUGUCUUUUAUGUGUAUGCUUGUUUGUAUAUAGGUUUCACAAGUUGAGGCUCUAAAGUUGUAACUUGUUGAUACUUCAGGCUG